AUGCAUCAUCCACACGCGCUGGUUGCUCCUCUGGAAAUUGGCGCCUCCGAUGACGAGGCUAGUGAUGGCGGCUUUUCGGAUGACUCUCUAGAAGACUUAUCGGCUCUCCUUGGGCGAGGACGGCCUAAUCCCGCAGCUCAGAAUUUGUUUGAUACCCCCAGGGCUAAGAGAACGGCAACUGGGCCGUUUGUAUCGCCCUUCAAAGCUGUGCCAAAACACAAGUUUGACCUGAAAGCCCUUGCCAAGGAUGCUCGCCUGGAUAAUGCCUUAAACGCAAGCUCGCUGAAGGCAACGGCCUCUACAGACGCCGCUGAACUCCCAUCUUCACAACGAGGAGAAGAAUUUGACCUUGCCUUUGCUGAUAUUGUCAAAGAAAAGAGCGGGCAAGAUGCACACAAAGUCCUCAGGGCGGUUCAAAGGGCGGAGCCAAUACGGUCUCAAACUUGGUACUGCUUCUUCGAUAAAGACUACAAAGUUCCCCCAAGCACACCUGUUCCAAAGCUUCCUGAAAAAUCGCCGUGGAAAUUAUUAACCCAAGGAAACUCGGCGGCGAGGGAACGAAAUCUGACAUCUGGGGUUCCUCAAAGUAUCCUGGCCAAGAACGGUGGAUUACCGGAUUCUCUGUUCGAGUGGAUACUGGAUGAGUUGUGCAUUGAGAGAUCGCCUCUUAUUCGGCGUGAAUAUUGCGAUAUCAUCUACGGCUGUCCUAAUCAGGUAGAACGGCUUUUGACCCCUGAGCGAUUGGAGGAACUGUUCCUCAGACUGGGGGCUAGCGAGGACAUCAUGUUUCGGGAUUCUGAGAUACCUGUCUCGAAAACAAACCAUGAGUCAUAUCAAGAUCGUGACUGGUCAAAUCUGGAGUCGUUUUUGGCCCUUCUAAGUAUGAUCUCAAGGCACUUGCCAGCUGUGUCCGCCAUCUAUGCAUCACAUACUCUACUUCGGAUGUCUAUGGACAAGCUGUUGAUAUACAACAUUGACCUAUUGACGAUGUACGAGGAUGCUAUCGAAAAGCUAGUCAAUGCAAUUGCUAGCUCAUCAUGGGAUUCAUUCUGUGGUGAUGCAUGCUCCAUUUUGCGGACAACCAUCAAAGCCCAGCACAUUAGGGUCAAUGCAUUGCAAUGUUUACCUAUACGCAAUGCUCGAACGCACGAUCUCCGGAGGAGACUUGCUAUUUCCUUCUUGUUCGAUGACUCUAGCCUCGGCAGCCGCCAUUCAGAAGAGUUUUUUACCGUUAGAAGUGCCAUUGAUCGCCUCGACAAGGAUGACUUCAACAUCACCUCCCAAACCGAUUUCGCGGAGCUCAAAGCCAUGAUAAUCAUUCUGGACAUCGCUGUUGAUGAUGGAUGCCCACCGGAACCAAGCAGCCUAGAAGACGAGCAACAGUUCAACCAAGACAUCGAUGAGCUCGCGACGAAGCUUAGGGAGAUUUGGCGCAAGAUCAACGACUCGGGCAUGAAAAUCACGCGGACCGAGGCGAAAAGCGUCAUCGAGUGGGUUCAGCAACGGCUAUCCAACACGGUUCGCACGCGCAGAAAGGCCAAGAAGAGCAUCUUCGAUCUUCCUGGCCACGAGGACCUGGCGUCCCUGCCGAAGCAGCAGGAAUAUAUGGCCAAGUUUUUCCGAAAGAUACCCAAGCCGCAAAGCAGAGAAUGA
This is a messenger RNA of Trichoderma virens Gv29-8, 1653 nucleotides long. RefSeq lists its product as uncharacterized. The record is from RefSeq and is a predicted model, not a curated record. Bases 1 to 1653 code for a protein of 550 amino acids. Lineage: Eukaryota; Fungi; Ascomycota; Sordariomycetes; Hypocreales; Hypocreaceae. The transcript has 3 exons.